Messenger RNA from Odocoileus virginianus texanus, 4556 nucleotides. It is a transcript of the gene MBTPS2, whose product is annotated as membrane bound transcription factor peptidase, site 2. Gene Ontology annotation, cellular component: cytoplasm; membrane. Gene Ontology annotation, biological process: membrane protein intracellular domain proteolysis; regulation of response to endoplasmic reticulum stress. The record is from RefSeq and is a predicted model, not a curated record. Gene Ontology annotation, molecular function: protein binding; metalloendopeptidase activity. Lineage: Eukaryota; Metazoa; Chordata; Mammalia; Artiodactyla; Cervidae.
AGCUUGGUUCCUGCGUAGAUGCUGGGGCUGUAGGCGCCGCGCGGUCAGCUGGUUGCAGCUCGCAGGGAGGACGCCGGCGAUCGCCUUCCCUGCGCUGCCCCCGCCGCUGCCAUGAUUCCGGUAUCGCUGGUGGUAGUGGUGGUGGGCGGCUGGACAGCCGUCUACCUGACCGACUUGGUGUUGAAGUCAUCUGUAUAUUUUAAGCAUUCUUAUGAAGACUGGCUGGAAAACAACGGAUUGAGCAUCUCCCCUUUUCACAUAAGAUGGCAGACUGCUGUUUUCAAUCGUGCCUUUUAUAGUUGGGGACGGCGGAAAGCAAGGAUACUUUACCAGUGGUUCAAUUUUGGAAUGGUGUUUGGUGUAAUUGCCAUGUUCAGCUCUUUUUUUCUUCUGGGAAAAACGCUGAUACAGACUUUAGGCCAAAUGAUGGCUGACUCUUCUUAUUCCUCCUCCUCCUCUUCCCAUUCUUCCUCCUCUUCCUCUUCUUCUUCCUCUUCUUCCUCCUCCUCUUCCUCACUUCACAAUGAACAGGUGCUCCAAGUUGUGGUUCCUGGCAUUAAUUUACCUGUCAACCAACUGACCUAUUUCUUCGCUGCAGUCCUCAUUAGCGGUGUUGUACAUGAAAUUGGACAUGGAAUAGCAGCUAUUAGGGAACAAGUUCGAUUUAAUGGCUUUGGGAUUUUUCUCUUCAUUAUUUAUCCUGGAGCAUUUGUUGAUCUGUUCACCACUCAUUUGCAACUUAUAUCACCAGUCCAGCAGCUAAGGAUAUUUUGUGCAGGUAUCUGGCAUAAUUUCAUCCUUGCACUCCUGGGUAUUUUAGCUCUUAUUCUCCUUCCUGUAAUUCUCUUGCCAUUUUACUACACUGGAGUUGGGGUGCUUAUCACUGAAGUUGCUGAGGACUCACCUGCAAUUGGACCCAGAGGCCUUUUUGUGGGAGACCUUGUCACCCAUCUACAGGAUUGUCCUGUUACCAAUGUACAAGACUGGAAUGAAUGUCUGGAUACCAUCACCUAUGAGCCCCAAAUUGGUUACUGUAUAAGUGCAUCAACUUUGCAGCAGUUAAGCUUCCCAGUUAGAGCAUACAAACGGCUAGACGGUUCAACUGAAUGCUGUAACAAUCACAGCCUUACAGAUGUUUGCUUUUCCUAUAGAAAUAAUUUUAAUAAGCGUUUGCAUACAUGUCUACCUGCCCGGAAAGCAGUUGAAGCCACCCAAGUUUGUAGAACCAAUAAAGACUGUAAAAAAAGCUCAAGUUCAAGUUUCUGUAUAAUACCUUCUUUGGAAACUCAUACGCGCUUAAUAAAAGUGAAACACCCACCUCAAAUUGAUAUGUUAUAUGUAGGACAUCCACUGCACCUUCACUACACAGUGAGCAUCACCAGUUUUAUCCCACGUUUCAAGUUUCUAAGCAUAGAUCUGCCUGUGGUUGUGGAGACAUUUGUCAAGUACCUCAUCUCCCUCUCGGGAGCACUGGCAAUUGUUAAUGCAGUGCCCUGCUUUGCUUUAGACGGACAGUGGAUUUUAAACUCUUUCCUAGAUGCUACUCUUACCUCAGUGAUUGGAGACAAUGAUGUCAAAGAUCUGAUAGGAUUUUUCAUCUUGCUUGGUGGCAGUUUACUUUUGGCUGCCAAUGUGACCCUGGGCCUCUGGAUGGUUACAGCACGGUAAUAUUUGGACUCAUCUGAUAGAAUCUCUGAGUUACAAUAUAUAGUACUGAAAACCUUACUUGGUAUGAAAUAACUGUUUCCUUAAAAUUGCAUUUUAGCCAACAACUUUAAAUUCUUUAUUCAGCAUAUCCAAACUCUGGGACCGGGGUGAAACAGAAGAAAUGAAAGAGAUACUCCAUGAUUACAUUCUAGUUUUACAGACUGAACCUACAAACUUCAGAUGCUUGUGGAACAACUGAAACAAGUGCAAAUUCAUGUUAAACCAUUUUUGUGUGACUACAUACUGUAUUGAAAUACUGUAAAGGAAAACAGAAUUGGGUAGGAUUAAUUGAGAAAAAACUUCCUGAAAAAGCAUCAUUAAUUCAGAUUUGAAGAAAACCAGACUUUGGCCCAGUGGGAAGGUGAGCAUUUUCUUGGUCUAUAUUUCUUGUCUUUAGUCUUGUUGGAAAAGUAUUUUAAAAUUCAGUGGUAUGUUGGUGGCUUAGAUGUUAAAGAAUUCGCCUGCAAUGCUGGAGACCUGGGUUCAAUCCCCAGGUCGGGAAGAUCCCCUGGAGAAGGGAAAUGGAGAAGGAAAUGGCAACCCACUCCAGUAUUCUUGCCUGGGAAAUCCCAUGGACAGAGGAGCCUGGCAGGCUACAGUCCAUGGGGUUGCAAUGAGUCAGACACAACUAAGCAACUAACACACAUUGUUUUGUACUCUUGACAACUGAGGUCUGAUUACAAUUAAUAUAAUUCUAUAAGAGAAACUGCCAAUGCAAAAGGGAACAUCUUUGUUAAAUGAUCCCAGUAAAUGAACACCUCGGAAGUAGACUCUAUAAUAUCAUGAGACAUGCCUUGCCACCCAAGAGUUGCCUCUUUGAUAAUAUGCCCCCAUACCCGCAUAAAGCAGCAGCAGCCUUGACAUUCAGAAUGAGCUGUAGGAAGUAUCUCCUACCUGCAGCAUAUGAGCUUGAGACAGUUAGGGGUGAACCUCAAAACUGAGCCAGCUGGCUCUUGGCAGCAGAUCACAAGACAGAUCACAGAACCUUGUGCAGUCCUGGUUACCUUUCUCUACAAGCUUCAAAGCUUGGAACCGCUCCAGAAUAGACAUUUUCUCUUGUGCUGCCGGGGCUACCUUGGACCUAGUUCCUAGGCUCCUGUCUUCAAGAAGCAAUUACUCUAAGCCAUGAAGCAUACUCUGUCCUCACAAAUGUCUUCCAUGUUUUUCUGUGUUGGGGAAUUAAAUACUUAGUUCUUCCUUUCUGCCUUUCCCCUAAGCUACCUCUGUGAGUCCACAAAAGACUUGGUAGUAGAGUGAGAAUGGCUAGGUGUGAGAACAAAUGUGCAUUUGCUGGAGCCUGGUAACUGACUCUUGAGCCCGAAAGAGCCCUGCCUAGUUUGAGAUCUUUCAAACUGGUGCUGCAGCCCUGGAAGAUCUAGGAAGUCAAUAGGCCAGUGUGAAGCUAUUAGUAAUAAAAGUAUAUGAGCAUGCUGUUGCUUUGAUGUAAAAUCUGUGCUCUCAUAUACUAAAAAACAUUAAUAGUCCUGUAUCCAACUUUUUCUCUAAGUGAGAUAUUCAAGGGGUUCACCUCUUUCAGAUUCCUUAGUUGCUCUUAGGCAAUAAAACUUUUUAAUCAUUUUUAAGGAAACUUUAGAUUGUGUUAUAAAUCUGCCUGCCUUCUUGAAGAGAAAUUGUAUAUUGAAUAUAAUUUUAAUAUUUUUUAAAUGACCUCUAUUACCACUACUUAAAAACUGUACAAAUUAUUGGUUUAUCCCAGGGAAAAAGCAUUUGUUCUAUUCUCAGGCAGACAGUCUUUCAGGAUUAAAGUAUAUUAGCAGAGUAAUGCACAGACCUAUUCAGGUAAUAAAGCUUGAGGACUACCAUGAAAUACUUAUAUUAUUGAUUUGAUUACAUGAACUAAGCAGUUUACUAAUGGAAUUGCUAUAUACAUGCAUGUCAUUUUUUUAAAAACUGAGAAAAAAUUUAAUAGAUGAAAUCUUACCCAUAAACUCCUUUCUCUGGAUGAAAAAAAACAACAAGCACAUCAUUUUCUUAUGGCUUUUAAACACCUUGGUCUUCUGCUCCAUUGGGUCAGAAUUUGGGAACAGUCUAUUAGGAUAUUGAGCUGUUCAGUCCUGUUUUUACAGAAAUAGCCUCAUUGUGUAAGAAAGGAAAUGUUAUGUGUUGUCUCUUCAGCCUCAUUGUGGGCACUUCUAGAGCAAGGACCAUGUCAUACUUACCUUUCUAUCCCUGGUACAAAAGUGCAUGAGACAUCAAAACUACUUAAUAAAUGUGGUUGAAUGAAUGAUGUUUAGUGUUAUUUAUGGAUUAGAAAAGCAUGUUUCUAUUUAAGUAAGCUGUAAAAAGUGUUAUUGAAUAUUUCAUGUAAAUAUAUGUUAACAUAAAAAAAUAUCUUGGAAGAUCUUUGUGUCCCUGGUAGAUUAUCAUCUUUAUGAAUAUAAUUCACUUUGGUUUCUGUAGAGCCACCUAAAAAAUGAAUUGUAUUAAGGAUUUGAAGAAAGUGUUGUCACUUGUUCAACAGUAAAACUGUGUUUUCAGCGUUCCUACUCUGCAUUGUUUACAUUUUUGAGGGUUGUUUUUAAUCACUUAAAACCUGUAAAGAAUGUAUAUAUCCUUUUCAGCAUCUCUGUUUGAAAAGACAUUCAGUUAAACUUGACCUUUUGAUAACUGGUCUUAUAAGUCAUCUGUUCCAAUGGUAAAUUGUUUAAACUGGGCUUUAUGGGUAUGUGGCUCUUAGUCAUCAGUUUGUCCUGUGGUAUUUAUUGAAUGUCCACAUACUAGUGGCACACAGGUAUUUUUUUCUAUAAAUCUUACAACUAAGUUUAACUUGAAGAUACCAUAGUUGCUGGCAUUCAAUGUUUAGCAAUAAAAAUAAAUGUGUACCAGCA